AGUGGAAGUCGUAGCCCCGUAGGCCACACCAUUCACAAAACCACCGAUUAACUGCUGAAAGUUGAGCGAUUCCGCCGUGCGAUUGCUCUCACUCGCCGCCCCGCCACUCGGAGGAGCCCUACCUGCCGGCGAUCGAGAAUAAUUGUACAGAUUUUGGUUGUGAAGUAUUUGAAGAAGAUAGGGUACUGCUGGGAUGCAAAGGAAAAUCACAUUUCUUGAUUCCUACCUUGACAGGCGUCUUUUUUGAUUUUCGGUGUUAGAGUUAAAAAAUUCAAGAUACAUCGACAGGGUUCAGGGGGCGACUUGCCCCUAAGUGGCGAGUUUAUUCCAUACCCUGUUGUACGUAGGGCGAACUCCUUCCAAGCUGUUGCAAUGGACAAGGAUAUGGAGGGUGGGAACUUGGGUCCCUAUCAGGAGCGACCAAGGACUUUCCCUGACAUGCGCAGUAAACCUAACACACCUUUGAUUUUUCGCCUACUCAUGAGAAUAAACACUCGUGUCCUUUUGGUGCUUCUGCUCUUUGGACUUGGAGCUCUUUUGUAUAUUGGCGCAAGUACCUCACCAAUUAUUGUGUUUGUAUACUCUGUUUGCAUACUAAGUUUCGUAGUGUCUAUAUACCUCACUAAGUGGGUACUUUCUAAGGAUGAGGGGCCUCCUGAGAUGGUUAUGAUAUCAGAUGCUAUACGUGAUGGAGCUGAAGGUUUCUUCAGAACACAGUAUGGAACUAUUUCAAAGAUGGCUAUUUUACUUGGAUUAGUAAUCCUGAGCAUAUACCUGUUUCGCAAUACGACUCCUCAGCAAGAAUCAUCAGGUUUGGGGAGGUCGACAUCUGCUUAUAUCACUGUUGCUGCAUUUCUUCUUGGGGCACUUUGUUCUGGUGUUGCUGGUUAUGUAGGAAUGUGGGUCUCCGUACGUGCAAAUGUUCGGGUGUCAAGUGCAGCAAGGAGAUCUGCAAGAGAAGCACUGCAGGUCGCUGUUCGUGCUGGUGGUUUUUCGGCACUUGUGGUUGUUGGAAUGGCAGUCCUUGGUAUUGCGAUCCUUUAUGCCAUUUUUUAUGUUUGGUUACGAGUUGAUUUACCAGGUGGCAUGAAGGUUACUGACUUGCCUCUGCUUCUCGUUGGAUAUGGUUUUGGAGCUUCAUUUGUUGCACUUUUUGCUCAGUUGGGUGGUGGAAUAUAUACAAAAGCAGCAGAUGUCGGGGCUGACCUUGUUGGUAAGGUUGAGCAAGGUAUUCCUGAAGAUGAUCCUCGUAAUCCUGCUGUCAUUGCUGAUUUGGUUGGGGACAAUGUUGGUGAUUGUGCUGCCCGAGGUGCUGAUCUUUUCGAAAGCAUUGCUGCUGAAAUUAUUAGUGCCAUGAUACUUGGUGGAACAAUGGCACAACGCUGUAAAAUAGAAGAUCCAUCAGGCUUCAUUUUGUUUCCACUCGUAGUUCAUUCAUUUGACCUGGUGAUAUCUUCAAUUGGAAUCUUUUCUAUUCGUAAUGUACGCGAUCCUGGAGUCAUUGGCGUUAUAGAGGAUCCAAUGAAAAUUCUUCAAAAAGGAUAUUCCGUGACAGUGAUCUUAGCUGUGCUAACAUUUGGUUUGUCCACACGCUGGAUGCUGUAUACUGAUCAAGCUCCUUCUGCUUGGUUGAACUUUGCCUUGUGCGGCCUGGUUGGGAUAAUGACAGCUUACGCAUUUGUAUUGAUCACAAAGUAUUAUACUGACUACAAGCAUGAACCUGUUCGCACACUAGCACUUUCUAGCUCCACUGGACAUGGGACUAAUAUAAUUGCUGGAGUUAGCUUGGGUCUGGAAUCAACAGCUCUUCCAGUCCUUGUCAUAAGCGUAUCUAUUAUCUCAGCAUAUUGGCUGGGCCAUACAUCAGGGCUGGUUGAUGAGUCAGGAAAUCCAACAGGUGGAUUGUUUGGGACUGCUGUUGCUACCAUGGGAAUGCUCAGUACAGCAGCAUAUGUUCUCACAAUGGAUAUGUUUGGGCCAAUAGCUGAUAAUGCUGGUGGAAUUGUUGAAAUGAGUCAGCAGCCUGAAAGUGUGCGCGAAAUUACUGAUGUUCUCGAUGCUGUUGGGAAUACUACAAAAGCUACGACCAAGGGGUUUGCAAUUGGAUCUGCAGCACUGGCAUCAUUUCUUCUUUUUAGCGCCUAUAUGGAUGAAGUGUCUUCUUUUGCGCAUUUGCCCUUUAAUCAGGUUGACAUUGCCAUCCCUGAAGUUUUUAUUGGUGGAUUGUUAGGCUCUAUGCUUAUAUUUCUGUUUAGUGCAUGGGCCUGUGCUGCAGUUGGAAGAAGCGCUCAGGAAGUUGUUAAUGAAGUUAGAAGGCAGUUCAUUGAGAGGCCAGGAAUCAUGGAUUACAAGGAAAAACCAGACUAUGGCCGAUGUGUAUCCAUUGUUGCUUCUGCAUCAUUAAGGGAAAUGAUAAAACCUGGAGCAUUGGCCAUAAUAUCGCCUAUAGUUGUUGGAUUUCUAUUCCGGAUACUUGGCCAUUAUACAGGCCACCCUUUGCUUGGGGCCAAGGUUGUGGCUUCCAUGUUGAUGUUUGCCACAGUGUCGGGCAUCCUCAUGGCCCUUUUCCUCAACACAGCCGGCGGCGCCUGGGAUAAUGCAAAGAAGUACAUAGAAACAGGUGCACUAGGAGGCAAAGGCAGCGACUGCCACAAAGCCGCAGUCACCGGUGAUACGGUUGGAGACCCGUUCAAAGACACGGCAGGGCCAUCCCUUCACGUGCUCAUCAAAAUGCUGGCCACCAUUACACUAGUAAUGGCUCCCGUGUUCCUCUGAACGCCGGGCACUUACUUCACUGAUUAGACAGACAGACGCCAAAUGCAUGCUUGUACACACUAAUGAACUAGCUAGCUAGCUAGCUGGCUCUUCUUGAUGUAAAUGGUGUCUACUCGAAAUAACGUUAUUAGUGACCCCCCAGAUUGUUUGUUUCUAGCUUCAAUGUGAGUUGAGUUGAGUUGAGUAAAUUUUGGACAGGAACAGUUGCAUUUUCUUGCUCUUGAUAUACUUUGAUUCACCCGGGAGGAAAUAUACAGAGACAGAUUCAGUAAUUAGAUAUUGACAUAACAAUCCUGUAAAAAAGCCAAAUUGAAGAAAGUCUCCCUUUUACGACAUAUAAGUUCUUCAAGACAUUGAACAACUUUUUCCAUAUUUUAUUUUGUAAGAACAAUGUCAGCUCAGUGUAUUUGUGUGUAUUUACAUAUAUAUAUUUAUAUUA
This is a messenger RNA of Andrographis paniculata, 3214 nucleotides long. Its product is annotated as pyrophosphate-energized membrane proton pump 3. NCBI's taxonomy places the organism in Eukaryota, Viridiplantae, Streptophyta, Magnoliopsida, Lamiales, Acanthaceae. The transcript is spliced from 15 exons. Bases 373 to 2775 code for a protein of 800 amino acids. The record is from RefSeq and is a predicted model, not a curated record. Gene Ontology annotation, molecular function: inorganic diphosphate phosphatase activity; diphosphate hydrolysis-driven proton transmembrane transporter activity. Gene Ontology annotation, cellular component: membrane. Gene Ontology annotation, biological process: proton transmembrane transport.